Rana temporaria (common frog) is the source of this 1452-nucleotide messenger RNA. It is a transcript of the gene HENMT1, whose product is annotated as HEN methyltransferase 1. The record is from RefSeq and is a predicted model, not a curated record. Gene Ontology annotation, molecular function: RNA methyltransferase activity; O-methyltransferase activity. Lineage: Eukaryota; Metazoa; Chordata; Amphibia; Anura; Ranidae. Gene Ontology annotation, biological process: piRNA processing; siRNA processing; RNA methylation. Bases 124 to 1236 code for a protein of 370 amino acids. Gene Ontology annotation, cellular component: cytoplasm; nucleus. The transcript has 7 exons.
ACUACCAUGCGUGCUCUUAAAACAUUGUUUGUGAGAGAUUCACCGGUAACGCGGAAAUGUUCGUGAGGAGCUUUCUGGAAACUGGUGUACAUGUGUAAACUGUGAAAGGCUGCCUCGAGACAAAUGGAGCCUGUGAGAUUUAGUCCUCCUUUGAGCCAACAAAGAUAUGAAUUUGUAAUCUCUUUUGUGAAUAAUUACAAAUCCAAGAAGGUUGCUGAUUUAGGGUGUAGUGAAUGUUCUCUUCUACACAGACUGAAAUUUUGGGACUGCAUCGAGUUUCUAGUUGGUGUGGACAUUGAUGAAGAGACAUUAAGAAGAAAAAUGCAUACUCUUACUCCCCUUCCUACCCAUUACCUGGAACCCAUGGAAAGGCCAUUAACUCUAAUAUUAUACAAGGGCUCUGUGUGUGAAAAGGACCCUGCUCUUCUUGGGUUUGACCUGAUAUCAUGUGUCGAGCUGAUUGAACAUUUGGAAGUUGAUGACUUAGAUAAACUAGUGGAUGUCCUGUUUGGCUUCAUGGCCCCUAAAGCAGCAGUGAUCACCACUCCUAAUGCAGAUUUUAAUAUCCUGCUUCCCAAAACUCAAAAGUUCAGGCACCCAGAUCACAAGUUUGAGUGGAGCCGAGAAGAAUUUCAGAGUUGGGCUCUCAAAGUUGUCAAACGCUAUAAUUAUACAGUAGAAUUUAGUGGGGUUGGAAAACCACCACCGGAACAUGAAGAUGUGGGCUUUUGCUCUCAGAUUGCUGUAUUUUUUAAGAACUACACUGAAAGUGAAGAAUCAAUCAAUAUUAAAAAGCAAUACAAAAGCAUUUACAAAACAGUACUUCAUGUGGUAUAUCCAAGUCUCCAGGAAGAGAAAUAUUUUCGAAAUGCUGUACUAAAUGUGGCUCUAUUACAUGCCAAUCGCAUGAAAAACUGCUUACUGUGUUAUCACAAGAACAAAGAAGAAAACAAAGAAGAUGUGACUGACCACAGCACAGAAGCCUAUAGGUAUUCAAAAUGGUCUUUCAGGUUAGAAACUGAAACACAAAGCGAGGAGAAUGAAGUUGCACAACCAUUUAUGCAAGGAAAUACCAUUCAUGUUCCCCUGGAAGCACUCUUCACCAUCUCAAAGGUCAAGAAAUUGUGUGGAAAUUUAGAUGUUCUAAAAAAAAUUAUUGCAGGGGAAGCCACUCUUCGUUCAGAUGGUAAAACAAUUAUGUAUCCUGUUUAUCUGGAUGAUGUGUCAGAAGUAUAAUUAUUGGGUUUGCUUAAUACAUUUUUUAUUUACAAUACAGGCAUUAGAUCUGUCUUCCAGAUUGCAUGGGGCAUUGGGAUUUAUAGCUUUUAAUAAUUUUUGAACAUUGUAUCACAUUAUCUAUAAAACAGUAGUAGUCCCCCUUGUUUAAGCCUGGCUGUUUUUGUUUUCUGUUAUGCAGUAUAAAUCCAAUAAAACCAUUUAACAAGAAAAACA